UUUGGAAUGGAGGGAGUAAAAUUUAUUGCACAUCACCGAGUUGUAAUUAAGUUUUUACUAUCUCAAUUUCACAAAAAUAGUUUACAUUAAACUUUGAGUUUUGUACUGUUUUUUAUAGUACAAAUUUCAAAAAUUAAUAUAGAUUUUCUAGGAGUAUCGUUUUAGAUUAUUGAAAUGGGAAGGGAGCAUAUAUAUUUUUUUAAUUUAAAAUUUUUGAUAAAUUGUCCCCAACUCGCCAUGAGUUACGUACAAAAAAUGAUUUCAAACAUUAAAAACAGUUGCAGAAAGCGCUGAAACGACAAACAAGGGCAGCUGUUAAAUUGGCUCAAAAAUGAAGAACUCAGGCCCAAAACAUCCCAUUCCGAUCCCUCCUCGUCCACUCUUCCACUUUUCACAUUCCAUUUCUCCUUCAUUCCUUCAUUGAUUUAUUUUUCCUUUUUCUUUUUAAUUUUUUUUUUCUUUGGUUGGCCGUUUUCUCGCUUUUGUAUUCCUGUUCUGCCCUUUCCACCGUCUUCCCUCUGUUAAAUACAGAGCGUCGGCAGUUUUUCUUGGCAUCAUUCUUACAUAUACAGUACUACUUUGGCUUGUUGUUCUUGGUAUUUUCAAACUAUAAAUUUUCAAACUUAGGAUUUCAAAAUUUGAGAACACCCCAGAUUGUGUUUGUUGCAUGGUUUGGGAAGAUGUACAAAAGUAAGGGAAAAGAAUCCGCCUCUGGGAAUUGGAUGAAAGUGAUGAGGCAAAAUGGAAUGCUUUACUACUUUGCAAUUGUUGUGAUGUUAUUGAUGGUGGAUUUGAGUGAAGGGUCCAGGAGAUUGGACAUUGAAACUCAGAAUCUUGAAGUUCAGAAGCAAUUGAACAAAUUUAACAAGCCACCAGUGAAGACCAUCAAGAGCCCAGAUGGUGAUAUCAUUGAUUGUGUUCAUAUGUCCCAUCAACCGGCAUUUGAUCAUCCUCUGCUCAAGAACCAUACCAUUCAGGUUAAUCAACUAGUCCUCGGUUUCUUUACAGAAGUUCUACAACUGCUAAAUGCUAAAAAAAGGUCUCUUCUUUUUCAAUGUUUUGAUUGGAGUUUUUAGAUGAGGCCGAGUUAUCAUCCAGAAGGGAUUUUUGGGAUGAGCAAAACAUCCAAUUUGAAAAAAAAGACAAGACCAAACACUCAACUCUGGCACUCCAAAGGAAGGUGCCCUGAGGGAACCAUUCCAAUUAGAAGGGUAAAGCAGGAAGAUCUACUGAGAGCAAGUUCUAUUGAGAGGUUUGGAAAGAAGAAACACAAGAGCUUUCCUAAGCCAAGGUCUGCUUCUCCUGACUUAAUCACCCAAACUGGUCACCAGCAUGCAAUUGCUUAUGUUGAGGGAGGAAGGUAUUUUGGUGCAAAGGCAACCAUAAAUGUUUGGAAACCUCAAAUUCAGCAACCAAAUGAGUUCAGCUUGUCUCAGAUUUGGCUAUUGGGAGGUUCUUUCAAUUCUGAUCUUAACAGCAUUGAAGCUGGUUGGCAGGUCAGCCCUGAUUUGUAUGGAGAUAACAACACAAGACUUUUCACCUAUUGGACUAGUGAUGCUUAUCAAGCCACGGGUUGCUACAACUUGCUCUGCUCAGGCUUUAUGCAAAUCAACAAUGACAUAGCUCUUGGGGCCAGCAUCUCCCCCAUCUCUGGCUAUAAAACUAACCAAUAUGACAUCAGUUUACUUGUUUGGAAGGAUCCAAAAGAAGGCAAUUGGUGGAUGCAAUUCGGAAACGAUUAUGUACUUGGGUACUGGCCGGCUUCUCUAUUUUCUUACCUAGUUGACAGUGCUUCAAUGGUGGAAUGGGGUGGUGAAGUCGUAAACCUAGAAUCAGAUGGAUUACACACAACUACUCAGAUGGGUAGUGGCCAUUUCCCGGACGAAGGGUUUUCAGGAGCAAGUUAUUUCAAGAACAUCCAAGUAGUAGAUGACUCAAACAACUUGAGAGCCCCUGAUGACCUAGGAGUUUUUACUGAGCAGUCAAACUGCUAUGAUGUACAGCUCGGUAAAGACGGGGGUUGGGGUAAUUUCUUUUACUAUGGAGGACCUGGUAGGAACCCGGAUUGCCCGUGAAUGAACAAACUUCAGCGUGGCCAUAUAUGUAAAAAAAAAAAAAGAGAGGAAACUUCUUGUUUCUGUUUGUCUUGUUUGAUCCUUGAUGUCUCUCAAGUGGGUCACUUGUAAGUUAGUUUAGAGGUUAGGCUGCUAUAUAGCAACAUGUGAAUCUUUGUCUCCUUUUCUAUUAUGAAAAGUUUUGACUCCUCAUUUAAGGUUCUCCACAAAAGAGUUUGGAGAUGGGAGGAAUCGGAAGAGUGUGAAAGCUUAUCGAUUUUUUAUCAUGAUUGUCCUACUCAUUUGUUUUGGAAAUUCAAAUCGUCUUUCAGAUUAGAUUUUUCGUCUCACUUAUAUUUAUUAAUGAUUAAAUUAUUAUUAAAUCAACAUUUCAGUUAUAAUACAUUCCCCAUGUAGUCCUAGUGAGAAAACUAGCAUAUGUUGAAUUUUUAUUUCUACAAAUGAGACGAUUUUAUGAGAUGAUAA
Messenger RNA from Oldenlandia corymbosa var. corymbosa, 2540 nucleotides. Lineage: Eukaryota; Viridiplantae; Streptophyta; Magnoliopsida; Gentianales; Rubiaceae. The record is from the annotation of a GenBank genome assembly.